AUGCCAUCUAGCAUCCGAUACCUCGCCGUCUCAGCCGCAGCCCUCCUGGGCUUCGCGCAGAUCUCCCAGGCUCAGACGAACAUUACUUCUCACGCCUGCGCUUCCGGCUCGGACUACACCUCCUGUAACCGCAAGGUAGCAGAUGACUGGAGUUCCUGUAUCCGAAACUGCAAUGGCAAUGGGAACUGCAUCGUUGAUUGCGGAUGUAGUUCUCACCAGGACUAUAUCAAUUGUAUGGCGCAGACAUGCUGGAAUCAGGUCUACUCAUGCGAAUACCAACUCUUCGUCCAACAAUACUUCGCCAUCUGCCCCAGCGCAACAGAACCGAUCCCCUUCUGGCCCGCUCCUGACAACGCGCCAAACCGCUGCUCCUGUGAUCUAGGCAAAGUCCUCCAGUCAACACUCACAGCACGCAAGGAACAAAUCUCCUGCAUCAAGAAUGUCACCAGUCAAAGCCUGAACAAAAUCCCCAGUGAUCUGGGCGAUCUUUCGAAUCUGCCGAAUGGGUUGGAUAUUGGGAAGCAGGCCUCUGAUUGCGCUUGCUGUGGUGCUAGUGCCAGUAUCUCCGCAUCCUGGGACGUCUGCCCCCACACCGAACCAAGACUCGCCGGCGCAGAUCUUUGGCCUCUAUUCUUCCCCUCCGACCUACCAAACCUCUACACCUCGGUUCCAAACUGGGCCUGGUCAAGCUGCGACUCAACCCUCAAGAACACAGACUGCCAAAAAAUCGGCUUCACAGACUCAAGCGAUAAAUUCUAUAAACCGGGUGAUCUCCCUUCGAACGGAACUUCCACUCUGCACAAUGUCGCAGGAACUGUUACCGCGCCGCCGAGCGGGACCGUGUUGACUUGGUCCCAGUCUUCGACUUCUUGGACCGUUACUGCGACGGGGUAUGAUCGGAAGGCGGUUUCUAGUCAGAGUGAGUUUCGGGCUACGGCUACGGGGACGGAUGUCUUUCAAACGCAGACUGGGACUAAUGUUGCGAAUGGGUAUGCUGCGACGCCGGUUGCGGCGAUGCUUGCUGGGGUUGGUGUUGUUGGGGCUUUCAUGAUCUGA
This is a messenger RNA of Penicillium waksmanii, 1056 nucleotides long. RefSeq lists its product as uncharacterized. Lineage: Eukaryota; Fungi; Ascomycota; Eurotiomycetes; Eurotiales; Aspergillaceae. Bases 1 to 1056 code for a protein of 351 amino acids. The record is from RefSeq and is a predicted model, not a curated record. The transcript has 3 exons.